AUGUCGGAAAACGAUGCGCCAAUACAUGGCUCGGUGCCUGAAUCUGAUACACUUGAUAAUAGUGAUCAUGUGGGUAGAAUUAGUUUGGCAUGUGAUCCGAGAAGAUGGCUUCACAGAUAUCUCAUUCUUGGUUUCAUCUGCUUUCUGUCGUUUGGUCAUUAUUAUUGCUAUGACUCUCCUGGGGCCUUGCAGGAUGUCAUCAAACGGGAUAUGGAACUGACAACAUCCCAGUACAUGCUCUUCUAUUCCCUCUACUCCUGGCCAAACGUCAUUCUAUGCUUCUUUGGUGGCCUACUCAUCGAUAAAGUUUUUGGCCUCUGUUGGGGGGCCAUUAUAUUUUCUGUUAUUGUUACAUUGGGACAGUUGCUAUUUGCUUCUGGGGCAUUGUUCAAUGCUGUUUGGCUUAUGUACAUUGGAAGAUUUGUAUUUGGGUUUGGUGGUGAGUCCCUGGCUGUAGCUCAGAAUGCAUACUCUGUUAAUUGGUUUGAAGGAAGGGCACUGAACAUGGUCUUCGGUCUCCAGCUAAGUUUCUCAAGAAUAGGUAGCACAAUUGGCAUGGUAUCAUUAAACCCCAUAUACAAUGCAAUUGAUAGUAGUGCCUCAACACAUGGCAAUAAAUGUCUUGGUAUCACUUUGCUCAUAGGAGCCUGUUUUUGUAUCUUCUCACUGUUCAAUGCGUUCAUCCUUGGCUACUUUAACAAAAGAGCUGACAGGAUUUUGAAUAAACAUAAUAAUAAUGUAAAUGAUGGAGAUGUCCCCUUACUCAAUGAUGGUGACGAUGGGAAGUUUAGACUGUCGGAUCUCAAGCAGUUUACGUUGUCAUUUUGGCUUCUCUGUGGAAUUUGUGUGGCCUACUAUAUAGCUGUCUUCUUGUUUAUAAGUCUCGGCUUAGUGUUCUAUCAGAAUAAAUAUGAGAUGGCGCACGACGAGGCAACGCUAAUCAACAGUCUGGUUUACAUAAUUGCGGCCUGUGCAUCCCCUGUUUUCGGUUUCUGCAUCGACAGGGUGGGUAGAAAUAUUGUGUGGAUUUUCUUGGGGGUUUUUGUGACCCUAUGCUGCCAUGUGACCAUCGCUUUUACCUUUAUACCCCCUUACUACCCCGUGGUCCUAAUAGGUCUGUCAUACUCCAUACUUGCCAGUGCGUUAUGGCCCAUUGUAUCGAUGGUCGUUACUAAGCAGCUCAUUGGAACUGCUUAUGGCAUAAUGCAGUCAAUACAAAACCUCGGACUAGCUCUGGCCACAAUUCUCGCUGGCGUCAUCGUCGACUCCUAUGGUUACAUCAUGCUCGAGAUAUUUUUCCAACUCUGUCUCUGUGCCGCCCUGCUGUUCACCAUCAUCCUCUACAUCAUCGACAGGACACGAGGUGGUAGGAUCAACUUAUCUGCUAGAGUCAGGAGACUCCAGUUCAGCGCCGUUGAGUCGCAGGAUGUUGACUAAGGAGAUGGCGUUUCCCUUCUUAUCCUCUCUCUAACAUUAUCUUCUUCAUUUCUCACUUUCUAUCCAUUUAAAUUAAUAUUAGAAAAAUUAUUCUGUUUAAUAUUUAAUUGUGUGUGUGUAUGUGUGUGUGUAUGUAUGUAUUCCUACGUACGUACGUAUGUGUAUGUAUGAACAUGAUGUAUGUAUAUUUACGCUUGUACAUUAAAUUUGUACUGCACUCAACGAAUAGUCUUAGAUUGUAUCUGUACUAAGCAAAUAUAUGUAUAUAUUUUUAAUAUAGAUAUAUAAAUAUACAAAUAUAUAUAUAUGUUAUAUAUAUAAAUAUAUAUAUAUAUAUAUAUAUAAAUCUUUUAGGUAUUGUUAAAGAUGGGAGUUUAUGGAUAUGAGUACGUGUUUCAACCAUUCCUUUACAUAAAUUAAAAGUGGAAUAAAUAAAUAUAUUAAAUAUAUAUAUACAUAUAUGUUUGUGUGUGCGUGCAUGUGUGUGUGUGUGUGUGUGUAAGUAUGUAUAUUUGUAUAUGUGUGUAUUCCUUUGAACUUUCAAUCAUGAAGUAUGCUGAUUUAUGGAUUUGUAUCGAUGAUAAUAACUUUUUUAUUAUGUGAGUGAGUGAACGAGCGAACGAACGAAUGAAUGAUUGAUUGAAUAAUCGAUUGGACGAACAAAUGAGUUGACGAAUGUUCUUUAAUUUAUUAAGUUUAUUUUUAAACCUUUGCGUCCUUUGAAACACCGAUCUGUUUAAUUUAUUCCAAUCAUUUUAACGUAGCCAAUAAUGGUCUUUUAUAGUAAUGCUGCCUCCUCUAUUAUGAAACCAUUUUGUAACCUUUGAUAUUAUCCAUAUUAUUGCUAAUUAUGCCACCAUUAUUAUUAAUUAUUAUUAUUAAUUAUUAUUAUUAUUUGUAUACAUUUUUUAAUAUAUAAGUGAUUUUAUUACCUUCCAAUUAGAUUGCAUAACAUUCUUUUUGAUUAAUUUUAGAAAAAUGACAUAUAAACCA
This is a messenger RNA of Helobdella robusta, 2430 nucleotides long. RefSeq lists its product as hypothetical. Gene Ontology annotation, molecular function: transmembrane transporter activity. NCBI's taxonomy places the organism in Eukaryota, Metazoa, Annelida, Clitellata, Rhynchobdellida, Glossiphoniidae. Gene Ontology annotation, biological process: transmembrane transport. The record is from RefSeq and is a predicted model, not a curated record. The transcript is spliced from 14 exons. Gene Ontology annotation, cellular component: lysosome. Bases 1 to 1437 code for a protein of 478 amino acids.